This is a messenger RNA of Amorphotheca resinae ATCC 22711, 1929 nucleotides long. RefSeq lists its product as hypothetical. The transcript has 3 exons. The record is from RefSeq and is a predicted model, not a curated record. Gene Ontology annotation, cellular component: plasma membrane. Gene Ontology annotation, biological process: adenylate cyclase-activating G protein-coupled receptor signaling pathway. NCBI's taxonomy places the organism in Eukaryota, Fungi, Ascomycota, Leotiomycetes, Helotiales, Amorphothecaceae. Bases 1 to 1848 code for a protein of 615 amino acids. Gene Ontology annotation, molecular function: G protein-coupled receptor activity.
AUGGCGCCCUUCCCAACACACAUUGUUCAUACAGUGUGGGAAGUUGAGGCCGAAACGAGAAACUUUGACAGAGAGAACUAUACCAGCUGGGUCCCUCUGGUGUCUUCGCAAGAAAAUACCAUACAAUGUCUUGCAUUGACUUUUGCAACAAUCAGUAUGGCGUCUGCCAUUCUAGCAAUCUACUGGUUUGUAAAAAUGCGAAGGAGCUUCAGGCACGACCUCAUCAUGUUAGUGAUUCAGAGUGACAUGUUCAAAGCAUUCUGGUUUAUGCUCUACCCAAUUGUUACCUUUGCACACGGUCCCAUCCAAGAUAGUUCGGUUUUCUGUCAAGUCAAUGGCUUUUUCUUAUCUGUGGGGAUUGAGGCAUCAGAUAUUUCCAUCCUCAUGAUCGCCAUUCAUUCCGCAUUGUACAUUUUCAAAGCCAGAAGCUCGGGCGAAGGGGGUCUAUACCCAUACCGCCGAAUAGCUUAUACAAUCUGGGCAACCUUUCCUGUUGCCAUGGCUUCACUGGCCUUUAUCAAUGACAGUAAUGCAUACACUGGAGUGGGAACUUACUGCUAUACUCCUGUCAGGCCACUUUGGUACCGACUUGCCCUGAGUUGGAUUCCUCGAUAUUUGAUUUUUAUAACCAUUGUCAGUAUAUACGCAUCGAUAUACUUUUAUGUCCGGCGCAAGUUUUCCGGCUUCACCAAGUUAAGCAAGGAUAACUCCAUAGGCUCGAUCGAGCUUGAAGAUCAUUCUGAUAGAUCACCGAGGUCCUCAAGGUUGCACACUGCUCCCGCGAUGCCAGCCCUAGCUCGUCAUGGCUUGAUACUGGAUUCCAGACACCCUUCGCUAACUGGCACUGAAAGUGAAAGAUAUCUGGCGUUAACCGUGGGCUCACAUAAACACUUGCCUAUUAGUCCGCAGACAAACGUCCAUCGUUUUAUGUGGGCAAGCUUCAUAGCUAGAAGCGACCGGACACCAAUUCAAACGAAGUCUCCUCCUACCCAGGACCCAUAUCCACUUACUGUCGCCUCUGGUGCUUGGCCUUCUUACCGGCCGGACAAUCUUGACCAUGUUCCCUCCAACUCAGGUCGUCCACCAAUCACCAAACGCUCAAUGGUCGACAUAUUCACUGUCUUGAGCCACAAGUCAACUGAAUUCGAAGUGCCCAUGCCGAUCUCAAAGCUGCGAUUUGUCAACUCUAGUGGUCAAAAUGUAGCUGUCGGCGAUAUGAUUCAUACGCGUGACAAUAUACAGCGCCAGCUACGGUUUCUUUUUAUCUAUCCUUUAGUUUAUCUUGCAAUGUGGAUCGUCCCCUUCGUCUAUCAUGCUCUUCAAUAUGACGAUAGAUUCGCAACGAACCUCCCUUUCGGCCUACGCUGCGUCACGACGGUUUUUCUCUGCUCACAAGCGGCUGUCGACAGCUGGCUGUUCUCCAGUAGAGAGAAGCCAUGGAGAUAUAUCCAAGGAACAAACGGGAGUUUUCUCGCGAGCCUGAAGUUUUGGUCGGGAUGGAAGAACAUAAGUGAAAACAAGACCGCUCAUGGACCUGGGAGAACCAGGGAUGAGAUGGUUCGGGAUGCAAGAGCUGCAUAUCAGAGAAGGGACGAGGAAUUGGCAGAAAGAAGGACUGAUGCCAGUCAGACGGAGCAAGUUGGAGAUGGCACCACGAGCGAAGUUGAGAUGGCGUGGUGGGAGAGCAUGGCGUUGGAUGGAACGAUGAGGAAUUCUGUCGCAGAUGAGCUCUCGAAUUUAAGGGACGAUGUGGUCACAGCAGACUCUUCGUCAGUGGAUAGCGAAGCACCAUUAAAUGGGCCUGUGAUGGCACAUCUUCAAGAACAAUAUAUACGGGAAGAAGAAUGAGGACCUGGUGCAUCUAUGAAGACCGACAGCAUAAGAAGUGAAUGUGUCAAGUAUAUGAUAUAAGGAUAUGGAGGCACUGGG